Messenger RNA from Cariama cristata (Red-legged seriema), 2241 nucleotides. RefSeq names its product inverted formin-2-like. The annotation marks the transcript as partial. The transcript is spliced from 15 exons. The record is from RefSeq and is a predicted model, not a curated record. NCBI's taxonomy places the organism in Eukaryota, Metazoa, Chordata, Aves, Cariamiformes, Cariamidae. Gene Ontology annotation, molecular function: actin binding.
CAAUACAGCUGCCCUCUUGGCUCGGGCAGGCCUCCCCACAAGGCUGUGAAGACGCCAACAUUGAGAAUGAAAAAGCUGAACUGGCAGAAGCUGCCCUCCAACGUGGUGAGAGAAAGUCACUCAAUGUGGGCUUCAGUGAGCAGCAGCAGCGACGAAACUAUAGAGCCCAAUUAUACAAGCAUAGAGCAGCUCUUUUGCUUUCCACAACCAACCCCCAAGGAGAAAAUGGCCACACCAGUGAAGGCAGAACCAAAGGAGAUCACAUUUUUGGACUCCAAGAAAAGUCUCAAUCUGAACAUAUUUUUGAAGCAAUUUAAAUGCUCCAACAAAGAGGUGGCUGCCAUGGUCCAGAAUGGGGACCGGACCAAGUUCGAUGUUGAGGUUCUGAAGCAGUUGCUGAAGCUGCUGCCUGAAAACCAUGAGAUAGAAAACCUGAAGACCUUCAAAGAAGAGAAAUCAAAGCUAGCAAAUGCAGAUCAGUUUUAUCUUCUCCUCCUUCAGAUUCCCAGCUACCAGCUGCGCAUUGAAUGUAUGCUGAUCUGUGAAGAGACCACUGUUGUGCUGGACAUGAUUCAGCCGAAAGCUGAAGCCAUCCGGAGAGCCUGCGAAGAUCUUCUGAACAGUCAUCGCCUGCCGCUGUUUUGUCAACUGAUUCUCAAAGUUGGAAACUUUCUGAACUACGGAAGUCACACGGGCGAUGCUGAUGGAUUUAAAAUCAGCACUUUACUCAAACUAACAGAAACCAAAGCAAACCAAACCCGCAUUACGCUGCUCCACCAUAUUCUGGAGGAAGUAGAAAACAGCCACGUGGACCUACUGGAAUUGCCAAAGGAUCUUGAAUAUGUUUCAAAAGCAGCAGGAAUUAAUCUUGAUAUUAUACGCACGGAGUCCAGUACCAAUUUAAAGAAGUUGCUGGAGCUUCAGCGGAAAGUCUUAUCAUCAAACGACGAUGUCAAACAACAGUAUGAGAAACCUAUCCAGGAUAGCAUUGAUGCCUCCAGAAAACUGGAAGAAGAAUUUGAAACCAUUGAAAGGAAGAGAGAAGAACUUGCAAAUUAUCUCUGUGAAGACCCAAGCAAGUUGUCCUUAGAGGACAUAUUUAGCACCAUGAAGACCUUCAGAGAUCUCUUCAUCCGAGCCCUGAAGGAAAACAAGGACAGAAAGGAGCAAGCUGCCAAAGCAGAGAAGAGGAAGAAACAGCUGGAAGAGGAAGAGGGGAAGAGACAGAAGGGAGAAAAUGGAAAAGUCAUUAAGAAGGGGGUGGUGAAGCAGGAGGAGGUGUGCGUCAUCGAUGCACUGCUAGCCGACAUAAGGAAAGGGUUCACGCUGAGAAAGACGAAGAACAGACGUGAGUCGGAUGCAAUUCCUAAAACCUUGCCUGCGGAGAGCCCAGAGGAGAGCCAGUCUGGACAGAGCAUUAAGGAUCCACAAGCAGCAGGAAAGCAGACUGAUGAUAAGAUCAAGCAAAACAAUGAUGGUCAUCCUUCAGAAAGCACUCCCCCCUCAACUACUGCCCUGAUGGAGAUGGGUAGAGAUGUUACAAAUGCCUCAGCUUCAAACCAGGAGUUAUCUAAAAACAAUGCUGGAGGAAAUUUGCCACCAGAGUCACGGACGGAGAGCCCCUCAGUAAACGUGGUGGAAGCUGAUGGGGCCGGUCAGCCCAUGCCGGGCACUGGGAUGGAGCAGGCAGACAGCUGGGCAAGCCUCCAGCCAAGCACAAAGAGUGGCUCCAUUGCCUUCUCUGCUGCUAACAUAGGCACGGGGAUAAGGUUUGCGAGCAGCUGUUCAGGCGUUGCCCUGAGAGACCAACUCAGCUGGACCAACGGGUCUAUCUCUGAAGGCCAGGAUGAGGAACGCCCAGCUGGUGGCUCGGAGAGCUCCAGGCUGGCACAGGAGCCAGAAACCCGGCUGAGCGAGACUGGAGUCGACCCUGGCAGCACUCAGUCUGCUCCCUGCGAUGAGGCUCAUCGGGCAGAGUCAAAAGAGAUGGCGAAGGAAAAUGAAGACCCUGGUACAGACUCGCUGUUGGACACCUCUCAAGAGAAGUCCUUUUCGGAGGAGCCAGCCACUGACUCCUCUUGUUCGGCAACGCUCCCCCCAGGGCAAACUCACACCGACAGGGAAAAGCAGAGGCCAUCUGGGAAACGGAGGAAGAAGAAGAGGCACAGCAAAAGCUACUCAGCAGAGGUUGAGACUGAUACUGGAGAUAAUAAAACAAAAAAAGGUUGUGUGGUACAAUGA